GUCCCCUCGGAGGCGCCGCCAUACUGGCCCGACGAGCCGGCGGCGGGGCCCGCGCCGUCGCCAUGGCCGACGCGGAGGACGGCGAGGAGCCCUGCGCCCUGUCCUCCCACUCCGGGGGCGCGGGCUCCAAGGCCGGGGCCGACAAGAUGUUCUCCCUCAAGAAGUGGAACGCCGUGGCCAUGUGGAGCUGGGACGUGGAGUGCGAUACGUGCGCCAUCUGCAGGGUCCAGGUGAUGGAUGCCUGUCUCAGAUGUCAAGCGGAAAACAAACAAGAGGACUGUGUAGUGGUCUGGGGAGAGUGCAACCACUCCUUCCACAACUGCUGCAUGUCCCUGUGGGUGAAACAGAACAAUCGCUGCCCCCUGUGCCAGCAGGACUGGGUGGUCCAGAGAAUCGGCAAGUGAGCGUGCGGCCAGCCCGGCCCUCGGAGACUCGCUCUUCACACAGGACGCCAGGGGUCCGCCGGCCUUUGGGACUCAUCAGAGGCACGAUUUAGCAUUUUGUUGGUUUAGUUUCCUUCCUAAGUUCUCUACACUUAUGCUAAUUUAUUAGAGAUGCCCUUGCCUACCUCUGUGUGUGCCGCCCAUGGUUGAGAAGUGCAAACGGAAGGACCCUGUUGGUUCCCAUUGUGCAGAAGGCAUGAAGGGAGCUUCCAUUCCCAGAACGCUGCCCACACUCCAGUCCAACACUUGGAAAAAGAGAGUGCACCGGAACUGAAAAGGGGUGGCCCAGAGCCCACCCCUGUUCUCAACUUGUUCCUAAUGUUUAUUUUUGGUUGGGAGAGGGAAACCAUGAGAUAUGUAUUUGAUGUGAGUGAGAAUUUUACUUUUUGGACAGGGAAAACAACUGUAGUUUAGGCCUACAAGACUGGAGUGGGGAUUGCCUUUUGAGGGUCCUGACUCAGCUUGGUACGGAUUUCAGGCAAGGUAUUAAUGAAGGGAAAUGUUUCUCCAGGGAGCACUGGCCAAAAGGGGGUAUCACACGGUGUUUUAAUAAAUGGUUUAUUCUGUUUACUUCGAGUUGUUAGAAUUUCAUGUUCAGCCUUAAACCUAAUAAACGAAUUUGUCAAAUAA
Molecule: messenger RNA, 1073 nt
Organism: Perognathus longimembris pacificus (Pacific pocket mouse)
Lineage: Eukaryota; Metazoa; Chordata; Mammalia; Rodentia; Heteromyidae
Gene: Rnf7
Product: ring finger protein 7
Exons: 3
Coding region: 63-404 (113 amino acids)
Biological process (GO): ubiquitin-dependent protein catabolic process; protein ubiquitination
Cellular component (GO): nucleus; Cul5-RING ubiquitin ligase complex
Molecular function (GO): zinc ion binding; ubiquitin protein ligase activity; cullin family protein binding
Source: RefSeq, a predicted model, not a curated record